GAGGGAGCUGCGCUCCGUUGGGGCCUCGCGGGCGGCUGGUGCCCCAGCAAUGGCCGCCAACGCCUUCCCUGAGGGAGCGGGCGCGAGGCAGGAAACGGCGCGAAAGAGCCGGGGCGCGAGCGCCCACGCCCUCAGUCCCCACGGGCGCGCGCCACCCCGCCCCGCCCCGCCCCGCGCGCUCGCUGCCCGCGCCGCGCCCCCGCGCAUGCGCGGAGCCGCCCAACCGCCCCUGCGCGGUCCAGUUUGAACUCGUGAGGGGAGCGCCGCCGCCAUGGACGGACGGCUCUCCCGCAUCCCCGUGCCCGGCCGGCUCCAGCGCCCCGAGCCGUCCGCAGAACUGCAAAUGACUUUUCCUUCAAAGAGAAAAUGCAUCAGCAAAGCUCCAGAGCCAGAGUUCAGCAGGGUUCCCAGUCUCAACUUUCCCUCAAACGUUACAGCGGACAGUGUCUUCAAGGCUGCAAACCAAGGGUUGCCUAAGUCUGACAAGAGAAUGGAAACGGUUUCAAAGAAGACAGUGGCAAGACGCCCUCUCAGCAGACACCAACUAGAGACAGAGCUAAAAAACAAGAAUCAGUUGGUGGAGACACUCAAACAACAACUAGCAAGAGCAGAGGGCACUGUUAAGUUAAGGGAGUUGAAGAAGGAGAACGAGAGGCUGGUCCACGAAGUUGAGAAGCUCAAGAAAAUUCAGGAGACGUGCAUGAUGAUCUUAGAAAGCAGAAACAUCAAUCCUGGUAGCAACAUAGAGGAGGAAAAGGAGAUGCGUGCUUGUCGGGAAAAGACAACGAUGCUAACUAAGAAGGUCUCAGAAGAAUUGAUGCUAUUUUGUCACACAGUUGCGAAAGAGAAGGAGAUGCUUGAGACAGCGAUGACCAAGUGGAAAUCAGUGCAAGAGGAAAACCAGCGUGCCCUGGAGAAGCAGUCCUACUUCCAAGCUCAAAUUAAGGAAUGCACAGCCAUGCUGGAAGCGCUGGGGGAGCUCCUGGCAAUGUGAGGCACGAGGACGGACUGGAUUUUUGCUUUUUCGCCCCUAGUUCAGUGCUCCCUGUUUGUCAAGCCCAGUUCCCGCGUUCGGUGAUCCAAACUCCCCGCGGGUCGCUGCUCCCCGGAGCGGUACGGCCGGACGGGGGGCUGAGGCAGCAGCGAUGGCCGCUUAGCCUCGUGUCAGGCGUGCGCCGCUCUGUUCGGUCUCCGGUGUCCGCGGGUUUGGUUUAUUAAAGUUGCUGCAAGGA
Prinia subflava (tawny-flanked prinia) is the source of this 1232-nucleotide messenger RNA. RefSeq names its product kinetochore localized astrin (SPAG5) binding protein (gene KNSTRN). The record is from RefSeq and is a predicted model, not a curated record. Gene Ontology annotation, biological process: regulation of attachment of spindle microtubules to kinetochore; spindle organization; mitotic sister chromatid segregation. The transcript is spliced from 8 exons. Lineage: Eukaryota; Metazoa; Chordata; Aves; Passeriformes; Cisticolidae. Gene Ontology annotation, cellular component: microtubule plus-end; centriolar satellite; kinetochore. The coding region runs from base 272 to 994 and encodes 240 amino acids.